Phascolarctos cinereus (koala) is the source of this 2341-nucleotide messenger RNA. RefSeq names its product motor neuron and pancreas homeobox 1 (gene MNX1). NCBI's taxonomy places the organism in Eukaryota, Metazoa, Chordata, Mammalia, Diprotodontia, Phascolarctidae. Gene Ontology annotation, biological process: endocrine pancreas development; regulation of DNA-templated transcription; neuron projection morphogenesis. Gene Ontology annotation, molecular function: DNA-binding transcription factor activity, RNA polymerase II-specific; sequence-specific double-stranded DNA binding. The record is from RefSeq and is a predicted model, not a curated record. Gene Ontology annotation, cellular component: nucleus.
UCCGGUCUGAUUUUCCAAUAGCUUAUUUUCUUAUUAGAAAAAUCGAGAGAUUUUCACCAUCACCGUAAGAAUAAGGUUAUCCCAGCGCCGCCACCACCACUUAAAAAAAAAAAGGCAAAACAAAACAAAGAAAACACCCAAACGAUUCGAAAGAUUGAAAAACAUAUAUAUCCAAAAAGAACUGAUGGAAAAAUCCAAAAAUUUCCGGAUCGAUGCUCUUCUAGCAGUCGACCCACCGAAAGCUGCCUCGGCGCAGACUUCUCCUCUGGCUCUGGUCACGUCUCUUUCCGCCUCGGCUGCCACAUCUGGCAACAGCAGCAGCAACGGGGGGAGCAGCAGCAGCGGCGGCGGCAGCAGUAGCAGCAGCAGCAGCUGCAGCCCCCCUUCCUCGGAGCACCACACUGGCGGCUCGGACUGCCUGAGGACGGAGAGCCCGUCCCCGCCUCGGAUCCUCGCAGCCCACUGCGGGCUGGUGCCCAAGCCAGGUUUCCUGAGCAGCGGCAGCGGCGCCGCUGGCCAUCAUCACCACCACCCUGGUGCGGCCGCUGCAGCGGCUGCAGCGGCCGCAGCCGGAGGGAUGGCCCUAGGGUUGCACCCAUCGCAGGGUGGAGCGGGGAUCCCCACCCAAGCGGCUCUGUAUGGUCAUCCCAUGUACAGCUACUCGGCUGCAGCGCUGGCUGGCCAGCACCCGGCUCUGUCUUAUUCCUACUCCCAGGUGCAAGGGGCCCACCCCACCCACCCCGCAGACCCCAUCAAACUCAGCGCCGGCACCUUCCAGCUCGACCAGUGGCUCAGGGCGUCCACCGCGGGCAUGAUCUUGCCCAAAAUGCCCGAUUUUAACUCCCAGGCCCAGUCCAACCUUCUGGGGAAAUGCCGGCGGCCCCGAACUGCCUUCACCAGCCAGCAGCUGCUGGAAUUGGAACAUCAAUUCAAGCUCAACAAAUACCUCUCCCGUCCCAAGCGCUUCGAGGUGGCCACGUCGCUGAUGCUCACCGAGACCCAGGUGAAAAUCUGGUUCCAGAACCGGAGGAUGAAAUGGAAACGGAGCAAAAAAGCCAAGGAACAGGCGGCACAGGAGGCAGAGAAGCAGAAGGGAGGGGCGGGGAAAGGUGGAGGAGGGGAGGAAAAAGGAGAGGAGGACCUGCUGCUUCCUUCGGACAAGAGUAGCAGCCGCCGCCUGCGGGAUUUGAGGGACAGUGACCCAGAGGAGGAAGAGGACGAGGAGGAGGAGGAGGAAGGGCAUUUCUCCUACAAGAACAAUAACGCUGCCCACUCCUCCGAUUGCUCCUCUGAGGAUGACUCUCCGCACACAAGACCCGCGGGACCCGGGCAUCAGCCUCCGUCCCAAUGAAGAGCCCACGCAGCCUUCUGGGUGGGGUAGGGAAGCAGGAAAUGGGGUGUGACCUCACCCUCCCAAUUCCCCUAUCCAACAGAGAGUCCUUCACGUUCAGCAGGACCUGCUCACAUCCAGGACUUGGGAAGCUGACACAGAUCCUCGAAUUCAGCAACCUGCAACCCCGAUUUCUCUGACCUGGAGAGGACAGUAGAGUGGGGGGUGGGGAAAUCAUUCUUUCCUGGACUGCCUCAUCCCUUCUCCCCAGUUCUCAUCUCUGCUUUCUAUCUCCUUGCCUCCCCCGAGCUUUCCCAGGGGCUUGCAGCCCAGAGUUGGCUUGCAGGGGGAUUGGUAAAUCCAGCUGCUGCCACUGACGAAUGGAUAAAGAUCUGAGGACUCUCCCCCCUUUACUCCCCCCCCCCGACCUGAAAAUCCUGGCAAUUUUGGUCGUUUUUUUUCUACAGAGCUUCGGCUGCUGUUGAACGAAAGAAGGAAACCCAGGGGAAUGUUCAAACUUGAAUCUUUUUUUCCUUUGGUUUUUAUUUAAUUUUGUUGUUGUGGUUGAGUAAGUGGGGGGUGGGAGUGAGAUGUUGUAAGGGAUCCCCUAAUACAUGGGAGACCUUCCCAUCUCUCCACCAAGUAGAGAAAACUUGCCACACAGUGUUAAGUGACAUUUAAAACUUGAACCAUGGAACCGCUGUUCUUUUUCUGAGUAUUGAAAAAAUGUUUUGUGCUUAUUAUGUAUCAUGAAAAAAAAAACCUUUAUGUCAUGACCGUUCAAACUGCUGGAAAUCUCAAGACUGUACUGUCUUUAUUUUUGUAUGUUGUAUUUAUAAAAAAAAAGAUACCUCUACUUAUGCAUGCUAAAUUAUUAUUUAGCUUCUCCCAUCAUCCCUGAUGGAAUGUAAAAUAAAUUGGUUUUAUACUAGAUUUGACUGUAAACCUGUAUUUAAAAAAAAAAGAAUGUGAUCUAAUUCAGUUUAACAAACACUUAUUAAGCACUUCUUA